AUACCAUCUUUUCAUCAUGGGGACACUGAAUUGCACGUCCGCACCCGAGUCCACCCCCAGUGAUUCGGGUGUCGCAGGGCAAGGAGUACGUUGACAGGCACUCGCGACAAAGAAAUAUCCCGUGGAGGAGCAGUGCUUGGGGCUCCCCUAUUGCCCGAGCCGUGUUGACCGUUGCCAACAUAUUCUCCUUUCUUUCAUGAUCACGGCCGGCCUGGCCAUCAUCCUAUCUGCGAGCGUGAUUCUUGCAGACUUCCGAGGCAGAGAGUCAACAACCCGGCGAAAAUUACUGAAUGGAUACAGCGACUCACAGAUCAUGCAAGGGAUCGGCAUCCAAAGCGUUGGUUUGGCCAAGAUGAACUCCCUUGUACCGUAUCACUUCUUCCUAAUCUGGAUGCUUUCCCUCCUAUCCAUGGCAACGCACAAUGCUACGCUUUUGGCGCUAGUCCGAGACUAUCGUCGCGACUGGGUGUUGAGAUGGAUGAGACAGUUGCUCAUGUUCGUCAACCUGGCACUGUCGACAGUCUCCGGGGUCUUUGUCCUCCAGACCGUGGCCAAGGGGCUGGAUAAGUCGACUCUUCCCGUGGCAUGUGUCUGGAAAGUUGACGGAGAAAAAUCUCCGUCCAAUGCCGGGCUGUCGUAUGUUGGUACUAUUGCGGCAAUGGCGGGAAAUGUCAUUAUCUUCGUUCUUGCGACGUGGUACUUGCAUAGUCGGAAGCAGAAGCUUUACAGGAUUGUGCAGAUUGUAGGAUGGAUCCUCAUGGCAGCUGUUGCCAUUGGGGCUGCGAUCCGCAUCAUUCUGCUUUCUCAGGCGUUUGGGCAUCCGUGAAGCUAAGUGACGAGGGGGAGAAGGACUGGAGCUUCGGCCAGCUUCUAUCGAUGCUUCUUCUCGCCCUGCCCGUCGUCUCUGUGAUUGAAAUCUAUCGCGGAGAAAUUAAAGUAGCGCCCCCUGUUGGAGACGAGCGGCAGCGGCUAUAUGACGGCGAGCUGGUAUCGGAUCCGCUGGCAACCAAUAGACAUCGUGAUAAUUUGAUAUUUAAGUAGGAUUAGAGUACAUGAACCACCACUCCCAAAGCUUGCUUCAGCUGCCGUCGUUUCAUAUUCAGCGACCCAGUGGGAAUA
Molecule: messenger RNA, 1119 nt
Organism: Trichoderma harzianum CBS 226.95
Lineage: Eukaryota; Fungi; Ascomycota; Sordariomycetes; Hypocreales; Hypocreaceae
Exons: 2
Coding region: 197-826 (209 amino acids)
Source: RefSeq, a predicted model, not a curated record